Messenger RNA from Carya illinoinensis, 1104 nucleotides. RefSeq lists its product as uncharacterized. The record is from RefSeq and is a predicted model, not a curated record. Lineage: Eukaryota; Viridiplantae; Streptophyta; Magnoliopsida; Fagales; Juglandaceae. The coding region runs from base 56 to 970 and encodes 304 amino acids. The transcript has a single exon.
CGUUCGCGAAUGUUAUGAAGGGACAGUUGAAAUUGAGUCUGACGAUUUUGUGAAAAUGAUCCUGCUGGAUGCGUGCUUCAUCAUUGAGUAUUUCUUGACAUCUGACAAAUCAGAAUUAUCAACAGAUCAUGGCGACUUGAAAGAAUUAAAGGUAUGGCAGACUUCUAGGAUUGAAUUAGACUUGCGCUUACUUGAGAAUCAACUUCCUCUCUUUAUAAUAAAUAAAUUAUAUGAGCCACUUCCACUCAAGUCUCCCUCAAUAUACCCAUCCAGCUUCCUUGAGCUUUCCUUUAAAUUCUUUGGAAAUAUCAACCAACAACAAAAACGUCCUGAUGAUCCAGAUUUAGAAGAAACAAGGCACAUUAUUGAUUUGGCCAGAUACUUUUUCUUGCCUCGUCGCCAAAGUCUGCCAGAAAGAAGUUUUAAUGUAAUUACAGAAAUGUACUCUGCCUCCCAGCUUGCUGAGGCAGGAAUGAAGUUUAGGCCAAGUUCAAGCGCAUCCUUAGUUGACCUAAAAUUGAAUGACAGAGUGUUGGAAAUCCCAAGUUUUCCAUUGACCAAAGGCACGGAGAUUAUUGCUCGGAACCUCAUAGCCUUGGAGCAAUGUCACUAUCAAGAUGAAGCAUAUGUUACUGAUUAUUUUAUCAUGCUAGAUUUCCUUAUCAAUACAGGCAAAGAUGUGGAUUUACUUGUUCAAGAGCGGAUCCUUUUGAAUGAAAUGGGCACCAACAGUAAACCAACUUUACCCAGCAAUUUGUGCACAGGUAUCUUACGUUGGAACACCAAUGCUGAUUAUUAUCGUCUCUCUAGACAAUUGGUGCAUUUCCGUAGAAAGCAUUGGUAUGUAAUUCUGAAGAGUAGCUUGAAACAGGAUUAUUUUCGCACUCCUUGGAUGGGUGCUGCUACCGUUGGUGCUAUUAUCUUGUUGAUUCUCACUCUCAUACAAACUAUAUGUACGAUAUUCAAGUAGAGUGAAGCUGCUUGUGUGUCAAAAGCAUAAGAGAGUGGUUAGCAUGAGCGUGACAAUUAAAAUAAUGAGAGUGAAUCUGUUGUGCGUGUAAGAGUGAAAGCGAUCUCUAGUUAUAAUGUGUUUGUUUUGCUAAU